This is a messenger RNA of Lampris incognitus (smalleye Pacific opah), 2822 nucleotides long. It is a transcript of the gene cdv3, whose product is annotated as carnitine deficiency-associated gene expressed in ventricle 3. The record is from RefSeq and is a predicted model, not a curated record. The coding region runs from base 233 to 916 and encodes 227 amino acids. The transcript has 5 exons. NCBI's taxonomy places the organism in Eukaryota, Metazoa, Chordata, Actinopteri, Lampriformes, Lampridae. Gene Ontology annotation, cellular component: cytoplasm.
UGAAGAUUUGUUAAACAGUCCGUACAUCGCAUGGCUGAUAGCUAGCAAGAAACCCAAUCUAGACAGGCUAGCGGGGUGGACAUUUUCAACCGUCUCUGAACAGGUCGGGCUGUUUAGAAAAGCGGUGAUCCCGCGUCAGUAAACCGACUCAAACCGCUGUCACCACUCUCCGUCUCCAGACUUGUCAUUGCUAGGUUAUCUAACUAGCCGAAAGCGACGUUGCUCUUUGAAAAUGGCGGAUGUAACAGAGAAGAGUCUGGACGAUUUCUUUGCCAAGAGGGAUAAAAAGAAGAAGAAAGAAAAGGGAAAACCCAAGGACUCCGCCGCCGGGCCGGUACCAGUCGUAGUAAAAAAAACCAAGAGGGAAAAGGAGAAGUAUGUGAAGAACGAGAAUCAGGACGCUCAGAUUGAGAAGGAGGAUGAGGAGUGGAAGGAAUUUGAGCAGAGGGAAGUGGACUACAGUGGGCUUCGGCUGCAAGCUUUACAGAUCAGUGAUGAGAAGGAAGAAGAAGAGUAUGAGAAAGAGGAGGUUGGUGAGGAUGGAGAGAUAAUUCUUGUCAGUGGAGACAAAGUGUCUGGGCCCUGGAACAAAUCUGGCUCUGCACCUGCCCCUGCUCCACCUGUAGAGGAACCUGAGGUACCUGAGGCCAAACCAACUGGUGUAUAUCGCCCCCCUGGGGCCCGGCUGACUACCACUAAACGAGGCCCUGCCCAAGGUCCCCCUGAAAUCUACAGUGACACACAGUUCCCCUCUCUGUUGGCCACCGCCAAGCAUGUGGAAACACGCAAGGACAGAGAAAUGGAGAAGACCUUUGAGGUGGUGAAACACAAGAACCGCGGCCGAGAAGAAACCAGUGGUGCUUCUAUGCAGCAUUUGCAGCUUGACAACCAGUAUGCCAUCUUGGGGGAUAAGUAGACCAUGUCUCCCUGGCCCCUCCAGCGUGGUCCUGCCCAGCCCCUCAGCAGCAAAGCUGAACUCCAGCUGCGUGGACUGCAGUCCUGACAAAUCUCUUGCUGCCACCAUCUCCACACUUUUUUCUCUCUUGCUCUCUCGCUCUCUCUCUAUCUCUCUCUUUGUCUCUGUCUCUCUCUCUCUCUGUCUCUCUCUCUGUCUCUCUCUCUCUCUCUCUCUCUCUGUCUCUCUCACUCACUCACUCACUCACAUAUACAUACACACACACACACACACACACACACACACACACACACACACACACACACACACACACACAAUCUUCAUCUUCUCUAUAGAAAUACCACUACAGCACAUACAAUGACACUCCCAUCAUCUAGAUAACUGAUACAUGACAUACACAAGCACUUGGUUGGCAAAACUGAGCGACUGCAUCUGAAGGGGCUGUUGCAACAGGGAGUGAUUGAAAAGGAUAUGGCAAAACUACAUGAUACACCCAUAUGUACGACACUGCAGCAACAAAAAAAAUGACAACAGAGUUGCCAUUUGUGGAUUUUACUCAGAGCAGCAGUUGUGUGUUGCAACUUCUCUCCGGACUUCAACUUGCUUUGAUAAAGCCACAGAGGAUCGACAAUGACCUUAGGCAAGAUGAUUUAACGAACUUCUGUUAAGAAAAAAAUAUAUAUUUUUUUUGCUAGAUCGAUAUAACCCGAUCGCACAUUGUAUUUUGGGGGUGUGUUUGAGGUGCGGUUUGGUCACAAGAGGGGGAGACUACCUCAGCGUCAUAGCUGUGGUGACUAUGUGGACAGAGACUUGAGCUUCUCACUGUGGUGGUGAACGGGGCGCAAACACCAAAUCCCCCCAAAUCAAAAUGACCGCUGGCCUCUUUAAUUUAGAAACUUGAAGUUUUUUUUCUUUUAUUUCCAUUAUGAUGAGACUGCAAAGAUCUAUGAACGAGUGAAAGGUGGUCCUCAUUUAGAAAUACUAUUUAAAGUGGCCUUACUGUUAGAGAGCGUCUGCUUUGUCAUCCAGAGAGAAACAUGCUUGUCAUCUCAUGGGCUGUUCCCUGCCUCUGGAUCUGACCACUUUGGGGAAAAAAUUCUUCUGUUUCAAGAAUGUAGUGUUGUAGUUUGCUUGAUAAUUACAGCUACUAACUGUCCUUCAUAUCCACUGUUCCAUUCUGCUACCCUUAUUUCAUCUUGGUUUCUCAAACAUCAGCAAAAGUGUAGUUUUUUCCCCUUCUAAUCCAAAGUUGUUCCUUUGAUGACUGACUUUCUCAAAUUCUGUCAAGUUAAGCUUUGUCAAAACAUCUUGAUAAUGUCUUUGCCCUUUUGUGCGUCCACUGUGAAAAUAGAAAAUGUUUUUUGAUGUUUCAACAAGAAGUGCACAAUCUGUAGUAAUUGACACAGAGAACAGAUUGCUUUUUACCAUUGGUACUUUUUACACCAUUUUAGGCCCUUGCAUUACAGUGCAAUUAACCCUGCAAAAACAAUCCCACAGCUUCUGUUAAAUGGCAGUCAUCCACAGUUUUAAAGACAUGUUUUAUCAAGGCAAGCAUUUCCACGCCCUCUUUUGAAAUUGACAACUUGUGCGUAAUUUUGGUUCCAUAGUUUCAGUGUCUGUCCUUCUUUGAUUAGGCCUACACAUUGCCAUCAAACCAGCAGACCAUCAUCCUCUCAUAAAACAAUGGAUCACCAGGUCAAUGGGCUUGUAGAACUGUGGUUAAGAUUAAAUAAAACAGAUUUGUUGUGUUUUGUUCCCAACCAUAAAAGAUGUCAGGGAGCACUGUGCCCUUCCAGAUAACUUGGUACACGUAAUCAUUACAUGUCUGAUCAGAAGAGUUAAUUGGAAAGAAGUAAAAAAAAAACCCAAAAUAAAUAAAGUGACCCUUGUGAUUGAUGUCUCAUCU